Messenger RNA from Knipowitschia caucasica, 1536 nucleotides. The record is from the annotation of a GenBank genome assembly. Lineage: Eukaryota; Metazoa; Chordata; Actinopteri; Gobiiformes; Gobiidae.
AUGAAGGAGUUUUUAGAGUCUCUUUCCAAAAACUCAGAGGUGCUUCAGGAAUUCAGUGAGCAGGAGGAAGCUGUGACCACUACCUCCAUGUACCAGCAGCAAGAUGCCAAUUGUGUCUACACUGACAGCACUGAGGUGGCAGGGUCUCUGCUUGAGCUGGCUUGCCCUGUUCAGGUAACCUCAGCUGAAAUUUCUCCUCAACUUUCGGAACAGCCUCUGCAAGUGCAGGUUCAAAUCCAGGGGCCGCAGGGCCAAACAGUGAGCCAUGUUCUUCAACUUGCCUCUGCACAACAGGACCUUCAAGCACUUGUUCAACAGGGAGAGAUUACUGAAGAGCAGCAACAUCAGAUUCAGGCACAGCUGGUUGCAGCUGCCACCUCUGCCGGAACGCAGGAAGAAAUGGUUCAGACCCUGUUUCCAGCACAGUUUAUGAAUGGAAAUAUUCACAUCCCUGUGGCAGUGCAGACUGUGGCCGGUGCAUACAGCACUGGACAGCCAGUGCACAUCUGGGAUCCAAAUCAACCACAGAAUCAAGGACAACAGGAGCAGCAGCUCCAUCUACAGGCUCAAGUAGAGACUGAGGGCCAAGGGGAGUCCUCAACUGAGAUCUUGGUUCCCAUCUGCUUAAAGCCUGAAGAGGGUCUAGAGGUCUGGAAGUUAUGGGCAAAACGUAAGAAUGCAGAACUUAUCAAGCAGGAAAAGACCAAGUUGGCACCAAUUGGACGACGCCAGCCCCUGCGUUUUCAGGAGGACCUUGUUUCUAGUGCAGUGGCAGAGUUGAACCUCGCUCUCUCUCUGAUGACUAAAGAGGCUCGUGGAUUGGACGAAGAAGAGUUUUCACCUGAUGUUCUUUACUAUGUGUUCCUAUGUAUACAAAAGUAUCUGUCGGAAAAUGGGCGUGUUGAUGACAUUUUCUCGGAUCCAUAUUACAAACGUUUCUCUGAAUCGUUACACAAUAUCUUGGAUGGUUGGAAACCUACUGUUCAUCCUCUUGGUUAUGUUAUUCCAAGUCAUGUGACAGAGGAGAUGCUCUGGGAGUGCAAGCAGCUAGGUGCACAUUCUCCAACAACCCUGCUGACAACGUUAAUGUACUUCAACACAAAAUACUUCCGUCUCAUAACACCUGAACAGCAUAUGAAAGUUGCUUUCUCCAAAGUAUUGAGACAUGCAAGAAAAAACCCAGGAAAUUCUAAAGACAAAACAACAAGUGUCCGCCUUCUGAAGGGACCUGGCCUAAUAACUCCUGGGGCAAAAGGGAGUGACGAAAUGUAUGAAGAACAGGUUGAGGAACCAGAUAAUCCACUUCGCUGCCCAAUUAAGUUGUAUGAUUUUUAUCUGUUUAAAUGUCCACAAAGUGUCAAAGGUCGUAAUGAUGCAUAUUACAUGACUCCAGAGCCUGUUGUGGCGCCGAAUAGCCCAAUGUGGUAUUCAUCUCAGCCACUCAACAUUCAACAAGUGGGACACAUGCUGUCACGAAUCAUUGUGGUUCAAGAAAUCCAGGAAUUAUUCUUCAGUGCUACAGUGGCCAUGAGUUAA